AUGGUCGUCGACAAGCUCAAGCCCAACGACCCAAGGGCCCAGUCCCUGACCGCCGACGUCCGGGGCAAGACGUACAAAUACAUCCUCGCCAAGCCGGAGGGCACCCCGCGCGCCACCGCCCUCCUCAUCCACGGCUGGCCCGACCUGGGCUUCGGCUGGCGGUACCAGGUACCAUACCUGACCUCCCUAGGACUCCAGGUCAUCGUGCCAGACAUGCUCGGCUUCGGCGGCACAGACGCGCCGCAGGACCUCUCCCUGUACAGCCUCAAGUCAUCCUGCGACGACAUGGCCGAGCUGUUGGCACAGGUCAUCGGGCGCGGCGAGCGCGUCAUCCUGGGCGGCCACGACUGGGGCGGCGCGCUGGUGUGGCGCUUCGCGCUGUGGCACCCGGAGCUGCUGCGCGGCGUCUUCAGCGUGUGCACGCCCUACGCGCCGCCGCUGCCCGUCUUCAUCGACUACCCCAAGCUCGUCGAGAUGCUGCCCAACUUCCGCUACCAGGUGCAGCUCGCGGGGCCGGACGUCGAGCGGGAGAUCGGCAGCGACCCGGCCAAGAUCCGCGGCCUGCUCACGGGCCUGUACGGGGCGCGCGGCCCCGCCGGCGAGGACGUCUUCACCACGGACCACGGCGUGCACUUUGAGAACCUCGGCAAGAUGGGCGAGUGCCCGCUGCUGGACGCCGGUGAGGUCGACUUCUACGUGGGCCAGUACGCGCGCAACGGCAUGCGCGGCCCGCUCAACUGGUACCGCACGCGCAAGUACAACUACGAGGAGGAGCUGGCGCUGCUCAAGGAUGGGAAGCCGCCGCAUGUGUCGACGCCGGCUAUGGUAGUCGUGGCUGAGCAGGACCCAGCGUUGCCGCCGAGGAUGUCGGAGGGAAUGGAGGCGCACUUUGAUAGCCUCAAGAGGGCAAAAGUGGGCGGUACACACUGGGCGCUGUGGGACUCGACUGAGGGUGUGAAUGCUGCGAUUGGGGAGUUUGUUGAGGAGGUGCUCAGCGGGUCUGUGAAGGCAUCUAUCUGA
This is a messenger RNA of Diaporthe amygdali, 1020 nucleotides long. RefSeq lists its product as uncharacterized. Lineage: Eukaryota; Fungi; Ascomycota; Sordariomycetes; Diaporthales; Diaporthaceae. The record is from RefSeq and is a predicted model, not a curated record. Bases 1 to 1020 code for a protein of 339 amino acids. The transcript has a single exon. Gene Ontology annotation, molecular function: hydrolase activity.